Misgurnus anguillicaudatus (oriental weatherfish) is the source of this 1270-nucleotide messenger RNA. The record is from RefSeq and is a predicted model, not a curated record. NCBI's taxonomy places the organism in Eukaryota, Metazoa, Chordata, Actinopteri, Cypriniformes, Cobitidae.
GCCGCUAGAUCAAAGAAACGAUCAGAUUUUCUCCAGAGUUCAGAUAUAAACAUCUCCAUUGUGAAUCGUCGACUGCAGAUUACUUUUUUGUGUUGGGAGUAUUUUGUGGAAGAUGACAAUGAGCACGAUCGAGGUACAAAAAACAGUCUGUAUAAAAAUAAAGACCCGUCGCCAGAGAUGCACCGACUGGAGCUGCUGCUCAGAUACACAAUAAACUGUGGAAAUGUUGGUGGUGAUGGAGGGUUUGCGAGCGGCUGUCUUACCUGCACAUCACGAGGGUUACCGGCGGUCUGAAGACUGCUGCAGAUACCACAUUUGCUGAAGACGAUAAACUUCCUCACGCAGAUGCAGAAUCUCACGAUCUCUCCUGACCACCAUCAUCUCCAGAUCUUCAGAGCUACACAUGAAGAGUAAGACCCUGUUAUUCUAAACCACUGUUGUUCCUAAAACACAAUGGACCUUGAGGUUGGGGGUACAGGCCUGCGUGCGAGCGUAUAUGAAGAACCACCAUCUACCUGUCACUUCCUAAAGAGGACAUGUGUUAUUUAUAUCGGCCAGUAGACAACGGCACGGAUCAUCUACAAAAGGCCUCCGUCUGAACUUGAUUGUUCAGCUGCAGUUCAGGAGUCUGUCAUUGUUCUGCGCGCCUCCAUCCUACGACAGCCAUGGCACCCAAGAAAGCAAAGAAAAGGGCUGCAGAAGGAGCAAACUCCAAUGUCUUCUCCAUGUUCGAACAGGCUCAGAUCCAGGAGUUCAAAGAGGCGUUUACCAUCAUGGAUCAGAACAGAGAUGGAUUCAUUGACAAAAAUGAUCUGAGAGACACCUUUGCAGCUCUAGGACGUCUGAAUGUAAAACAAGAAGAGAUUGACGACAUGUUGAAGGAGGCAUCAGGGCCAAUCAAUUUUACAGUUUUCCUUACUAUGUUUGGAGAGAAACUCAAGGGUGCUGAUCCAGAGGAAACCAUCCUAAACGCUUUUAAAGUAUUCGAUCCGGAGGGAAAUGGAAUUCUGAAGAAGGAAUAUGUUACAGAGAUGUUGACCACACAAGCAGACAGAUUUUCUCCAGAAGAGAUGGAGCAGAUGUUUAUCGCCUUCCCUCCAGAUGCUAUGGGAAACCUGGACUACAAAAAUCUGGUUCACAUCAUUACACACGGAGAGGACAAGGAUCAGGAAUAGUUUAUUAGCAGUGCUUACUGUGUGUUUGUACCCACCCACUUAUUUAUGAUCGACAGGCUUUACUAUGUGAAUAAAGUCAUUUUUAGUUACUAAAA